Molecule: messenger RNA, 1599 nt
Organism: Fusarium pseudograminearum CS3096
Lineage: Eukaryota; Fungi; Ascomycota; Sordariomycetes; Hypocreales; Nectriaceae
Exons: 4
Coding region: 1-1599 (532 amino acids)
Biological process (GO): calcium ion transmembrane transport; intracellular calcium ion homeostasis
Cellular component (GO): fungal-type vacuole membrane
Molecular function (GO): calcium:proton antiporter activity
Source: RefSeq, a predicted model, not a curated record
AUGAAGCGAGCGCUUCGUGCAUCAUCACGUUUAGGAGAUGGAGUUCGUUAUCAGCAGCUGGGAAUUUCGAGCACGAGUGAUCUGGAGACACAAUCACCACCAAAUGAGCGGUCUGGAUUCGAGUUUGGCACCAACCACGAGGGCCUUUCUUUUUUCGGCCAGAUCCGAUCAACAGUCGUCGCAUCACGACUCAAUUGGUUGCUCGUAUUUGUUCCAAUUGGUCUUGCAGCGCAUACCUUUGAGAUUAACCCAUUAUUGACUUUUAUGACAAAUGCUGUUGCUAUUGUACCCUUGUCAGUCAUGUUGACUGAGGCAACAGAACGUAUCGCUGCUGAUGCGGGAGACACCAUCGGUGCGCUUCUAAAUAUCACGCUCGGCAAUCUUGUCGAGCUCAUUAUUCUGGUUGCUUUGGUAAACAACCACAUUCGCAUCGUUCAAGCCUCGAUUCUAGGCAGUGUGCUUGUAAACCUGCUCUUGAUCUUGGGGUCUGCUCUCUUUGCGAGUAGCAUGUCUGGCAUUGACGCUCAGAGCAGCAUGGAAGAGUCUGAGCUGUUGGCCGCUCUUCUUUUUGUUUCCGUCUUUGUCAUUCUCAUUCCUACCGCAUUUGACUACACUUUCCACAUGAAGGGAAAGACAAGCGAAGCGGCGUUGAGUAUGAGCCGUGCUUCAUCAUUGGUAGUCCUCGUCAUCUAUAUCGUCUAUUUCGCAUAUGAGAUGAGACCCAAGCACGUCGAAGUACCAUCGAUUCCAUUGCAAACACUUCACAUAGGCCACUCAGAUCAUCACCACCGACGAAACCAGCACUCAGCAUCUCAAAAUUCCCGACUUAUCCGCUUUGCCGACCAGGAUGUUCCGACGCGUGCGAGGAGCACAACUCUUGAGAGCAGAGUACCUCGUGAGACAACCGAGGAGGAGUGUGGAAAGAGAGAGGCAACAUCGCUAGCAAACUUGUCUCAUCGAUCAAGAGGAAACUCUCGAUCUCAUUCACGCUCAGGCUCACGGACGGAGUUUCACGGAUCUGAGGCCAGAGACCUGUCGGUCAGCAGCAUGCACUCACGGGUUCUCCCUGAACUGCCCGAGAUUCCAAAUCAUACUCCUCACACUUCUGGCACAGGGAGCAUGGUAGCUGCUGUCACUGUACUAGUGGUCUCUUCAGCGCUCAUGUCUAUGAAUGCCGAAUUUCUCGUCAAGACGAUCGACGACGUUACCCACGAAGGUGGUCUAUCAGAAGCACUAAUCGGCCUCAUUAUUCUUCCUAUUGUCGGAAACAUUGCGGAAUACGUGACAGUUGUCACCGUGGCCAUGCGAAAUAAGCUCGAAUUGGCCAUUUCUGUUGCUGUCGGGUCAGCUAUUCAAAUCGCGCUCUGCGUAGCACCCUUGACAGUGUUGAUAGCAUGGAUGCUGGGCCGUGAUCUCGAGAUGGCGUUCAACGUCUUUGAGACGACAACGCUGGUGGGAUCUGGACUUCUGAUCAAUCUGUUGAUUCUCAGUCGUGCUGGAACUGCCAUUAGAGCCAUUGGGCUGAAAGGAGCCCUCAUGUUGGCAUGCUACACCAUUAUUGGACUGGGCGCGUACUUUGAGCCUCACGCGACGAAAUAG